GUACAUGGCAGCCAUCAUAUGUGUUUCAACCAAACUGAAGUUGGCUGCGCACAGGUCGACCUGUCAAAAUUCUUUUAUGUUUCCCGUUCAAUAAGAAACAGCAGCAAUUUUUUGUGAAUAUCCAGCAAAAAUGGCACCAAGAAAGAAUAAAGUUCAGAAAGAAGAAGUUCAAGUUUCACUUGGACCACAAGUUCGUGAAGGUGAAGUAGUCUUUGGUGUUGCUCACAUUUACGCCAGUUUCAACGAUACAUUCGUACAUGUAACCGAUUUGUCUGGACGUGAAACAAUUGCCCGUGUCACUGGUGGCAUGAAAGUGAAAGCUGAUCGUGAUGAAGCUUCACCAUACGCUGCUAUGUUGGCUGCUCAAGAUGUAGCCGAAAAAUGCAAAUCACUUGGAAUCACUGCAUUGCACAUCAAACUCCGUGCUACUGGUGGUAACAGAACAAAGACACCAGGACCAGGUGCUCAAUCAGCAUUGCGCGCAUUGGCUCGUUCAUCGAUGAAAAUUGGCCGCAUCGAAGAUGUUACACCAGUUCCAUCUGAUUCAACACGCCGAAAGGGUGGUCGCCGUGGUCGUCGUCUUUAAGCCAAUUUAUUCAAUCUUUUUCACGUACGAAAACAUUGCUUUGUUGCUUCUUUUACAAUUUCGAUUGUAUUCGAUUACGUAUCGCGAGGUGUGAACUAUUGCGAUUCAAAUAUUGCAAACAAUUUGAAUAAAUUCUAAUGGAUAAAAAAAAGUG
Contarinia nasturtii (swede midge) is the source of this 740-nucleotide messenger RNA. RefSeq names its product 40S ribosomal protein S14. Gene Ontology annotation, molecular function: mRNA 5'-UTR binding; structural constituent of ribosome; small ribosomal subunit rRNA binding. The record is from RefSeq and is a predicted model, not a curated record. Gene Ontology annotation, cellular component: cytosolic small ribosomal subunit; ribosome. The coding region runs from base 131 to 586 and encodes 151 amino acids. The transcript has 3 exons. Gene Ontology annotation, biological process: maturation of SSU-rRNA from tricistronic rRNA transcript (SSU-rRNA, 5.8S rRNA, LSU-rRNA); ribosomal small subunit assembly; translation. NCBI's taxonomy places the organism in Eukaryota, Metazoa, Arthropoda, Insecta, Diptera, Cecidomyiidae.